GUUUUGUGUGGUAUAUCUGCUCACUAGUGCAAAAAAAGUAUUUUAUCCAUAUUUGCAUAUUUAUACAUGCCAUGAUUAACAUAUGCUAUCUGAAUUUAAUUACAACUUUUAUUAUUUAAUUAUUAAGUACUACAAAAUGAAAAGGGAGCUCUCAUAGUGUUGCAAAAUCUCAAUUCUAGAUCAAUACUGUAAUUAACACUACACUAAUAAAUAAAUAAAUCAAUAAUGUGGCGAAUGUGUCAUACUCGAUCACAUGAUCACCCAAACGUCCAUUUUAAUCACAAUUUUAAUAUUUAUUUAACUACGACUAUAUCGCUAGCAGCAUUGAGUUAUGUUAAUGUUACGAUAUCUUGGGUAUUAUUGUUAUUAUUAAAUAUAACACAAAUUUCCUAUGAAAGGAGAACGCGUACUCGGCGUGGCGAAUGUGUUGCAUCAUAAUCACACGCUGUUUUCGCUCACUCGUUUGAACGUUGGCGCGAGCUAAGUGAACAGAUAAAAAUAUAGGAAUCGGAUUAGAGAAUAAAAGUUAACAGUUGUUUUUUUGUUGUUGUUGUCGAGUCGUAAUAAACGUAAGUGAUAUUUGUUGUUUUAAUAAUAACGACAGUAUUACAUUGUUUUUCCUAGAUAGUUAAGAAUUCUUUAUAACCCUUUAGUGUUAAUUCGUCACAACAUAGUCCUCGAGUAUAGCUAGUUAGUGUUAGCUAUCAAGUUUUUCUCCUGUUAGUAAAUUAGCAAGAUUUAUUUAUUUAUUUAUUUAUUUAACUUUUUGUCAAGAAAAAGAGUUAGCGAAUCCUUUGGCUUUUCAUUCAGAAAAAUGAGUCACUGUGAGCUGGAAGAGGUGACGAAACACAUCAACGACAAGAUAUCCCUCGUCAAGAAGCUCUUAGAGCUGCGAGCAGUAGCAAAAGAUCCAGAUAAGCGGUCGUAUCUGCUCAAAAUUGAGCAGGAUGUCAAUGCCAUAAACGGGCUUCUCGACCGGUUUGAGAGAUACGUCACUCAGCAGAGGGACCUGCUAAAGCAUCUUCAGGACCUGGACAUGUUCUUCCAGGAGGAUGAGCAGAAUGCGCAGCACCUAUUAGAGAACAUCCCACCACACAUGCCUCGCAAAGGAGGGCAGCCGACAGCUCAAGGAGGACAGACGGCGGCUCCCAGCAAGCAGGCAGAAGUGAAUUCGGCCCCCCAGGAGCAAGAACAGCCCAGGAAGCCCCCACGGAGCCAGAUUAAAGAGAUGGAGUUUAUCACCGUGCAGGAGUUCGACAGCAUCCCACAGUACAUGAAGGGACGAGUGACGUACGACCAGCUGAACUCUGCUGUAAAAAGCAUCAACACGGCCGUCACUGCGAAAUAUAAAAUCCUUCAGCAGCCUGUCAAGAGCCUGAGUAACGCAGCCCGUAAGUUUCAUCAGCGUUUCAAAGACGAGGAGACCAAGGACACUAAAGGUCAGUUCUUUGUGGUGGAGGAGGACCUGCGUGAACUGGCUCAGCUGAAGGUGGAUAAGCGUUUUGUGGGUAUGCUGAACAUGCUGAGACACUGCCAGAGACUAAAAGAGCUGCGAGGAGGCGGUCUGACACGCUACAUGCUGCUGUGAUCCUCCAGACACGUCAGGACACCAGCGAAUGUCCGUGCUUCUGAUUUAUAUUAACAAGAGGGGGAUGUAACGGUUUAGGAUCUACACAUGUGCAGAAAGAACUGCUGAUCCUAAAGCUCGUCAGAUGUUUCUCCUGAGCAUCUCAUGAGCUCCAACUGAUCUUUCAAAAAUAUCUGUCUAAACGCAGUCAAGCUCCACCUGUAAUAGCAUUGUGCACUACUUCUGAACAUCCGUCCGAAGUACUUCACGUCACAGCUGCUGUCAACGUGCUUCAUUUUUUUUCAUGUUUUGUCUCAUUUUAGUGUACAUUUGGCGUUUUGUAAAUAAAUUUAUUAACGCAUGUUUAA
This is a messenger RNA of Ictalurus furcatus (blue catfish), 1935 nucleotides long. RefSeq names its product spindle and kinetochore associated complex subunit 1 (gene ska1). Gene Ontology annotation, cellular component: outer kinetochore; mitotic spindle; spindle microtubule. The record is from RefSeq and is a predicted model, not a curated record. Gene Ontology annotation, molecular function: microtubule binding. NCBI's taxonomy places the organism in Eukaryota, Metazoa, Chordata, Actinopteri, Siluriformes, Ictaluridae. The coding region runs from base 815 to 1588 and encodes 257 amino acids. Gene Ontology annotation, biological process: regulation of microtubule polymerization or depolymerization; cell division; chromosome segregation. The transcript is spliced from 7 exons.